Molecule: messenger RNA, 905 nt
Organism: Prunus persica (peach)
Lineage: Eukaryota; Viridiplantae; Streptophyta; Magnoliopsida; Rosales; Rosaceae
Exons: 3
Coding region: 151-660 (169 amino acids)
Source: RefSeq, a predicted model, not a curated record
AUAGAAACAAAAAGAAAAAUAAAGUUCCUAUUUAAAAAUCUCAGAUUCGAGUCAUACAGCUCACUAAUAAUUUCCUUCCCUUUUUUCACCCACUCUCUCUCUCUCUUUCGUUUUCUCUUUGUCCUUCUCUGUGUAUUCAAGUCUGUGACCAUGCAAAGACAAUCGCUGGGGGGCUCACCGGGCUCCAAGCUCCACCAGGCCCAUGGCGGAGCCAAGGAACAGGCUCUGCUCCUAGACGAUGCUCCCAACCGCAGUAACAAGGACCUUUUAGUCUUUUCCACCUCCACCUCCUCUUCAAUCUCCGCAGACGACGACCACAAAGCAUCAAAGCCUCACCGCCUGUCAUCACCGCCCCCCACCGCUCCACACAAAUCCAUUCACGUCAUCCCCGUCCUUACCCUCCUCUGCUUCCUCAUCCUCUUCCUCUUCUCCCACAGCCCCUCCCAAUCAGAUUUGGCUCAGUUCAAUGGCUUUACGAAACUACCAGGGAAAAAGCGCGCAGACGCCACCGACAACCAAAUCGGCAACUUGAGCCGAUUUAUUGAUAUCCGGAAGAGCGAUGUUUUGGCGAUCCGCAGCCUCAGGAACUUGCAGGACACCCAAGGAACCCGAAAACUCCCUCCGAGAUCUCGCUCCCACCGGAAAAUAGCCGAUUUUUAAGCCGCAUUCCCUGCUUCUCUUCUCUUCUCUACUCUACUCUACUAUGUCCUCAUCGGCUCUCGGUGAAAGAACUCGCACGCGCGUCACCGUCAGCUUUUUUUUCGCACGUGUAAAUUCAACUGCUGAGCAAGCUUUUUUAUUUUUAUUUGUUUAAAUUUAUUUUAAUUUUUUGUGUAAACAUAUUACUUGAGCGCUUCAGUCGCUUAGAGAAAGAUUUCGAACAGCGAAAUAACGUAAUUCUUACA